Messenger RNA from Racocetra persica, 1417 nucleotides. The record is from the annotation of a GenBank genome assembly. NCBI's taxonomy places the organism in Eukaryota, Fungi, Glomeromycota, Glomeromycetes, Diversisporales, Gigasporaceae.
AUGGGUAAAAUCACUGCUCAAGAUUUAAAAGAUCAUAUUGUUAAGGUCAAAAUCAACGAUCCACACCAAGAACAUUUUGACAAGCUUAUGGAGGCAAUCGGAUCGGCUAGAGUUGUAAUGAUUGGUGAAGCGAGCCAUGGAACGAGCGAUUUUUAUCGUGAGCGUAUUUAUCUAACUCAGAGAUUGAUCACUGAAAAGGGAUUUACGGCGGUUUGUGUCGAAGCUGAUUAUCCAGAUUCGAUGACCAUUAAUAAAUAUAUUAAAAACAUCGCUCCGCCAACCGUUAAAACACCCAUCGAUUCUUUACAAGAUUUUAAACGCUUUCCUUUGUGGAUGUGGCGUAAUGAAGAAAUGCUCAAUUAUAUCGAUUGGUGUCGUCGAUAUAAUGACAAGUUAGAGGCUGAAGGAAAAGGAUACUACGAUAAAGUUUCUUUUUAUGGCCUUGAUUUGUAUUCUCUUAAUGCGAGUUGCGAAGCCGUAAUUGAUUACCUUCAAAAAGUUAAUCCUAAAGCGGCACAAAAAGCGCGUGAAAGAUAUGGUAUUUUCGAACGUUUUGGUAAAGAUACGAUGAGCUAUGCCUUCGCAGCUCGUUAUGGAUUAAUUGAAUCGGCUGAAAAAGAAGUUAUUGCUGUUUUGAAAGAUUUGUGUCAAAAAAGGGGUGAAUAUUUGUUAAAACAAUUAAAAGAAUCUGGACCAAUUGAAGAAUAUCAAUUUGCCGCUGAGUCAAAUUCUCUCGUUGUCAAAGAUGCUGAAGAGUAUUAUCGUCUCAUGCUCUUUGAAAAUGUUAAAUCAUGGAACUUAAGAGAUUCACAUAUGGUUCGAACUUUGAAUCAAAUAUUGGAUCACCUAACGAAAUGUCGUAAUGGUUGUCCUGCCAAAGCAGUUAUUUGGGCUCAUAACAGUCAUUUGGGUGACGCGCGAAAUACUGAUAUGGGAAUGUUUCGUGGUGAAAUAAAUGUUGGUCAAUUAAUUCGCGAACAAUUUGGCGAUAGAAGUUUUAAUGUUGGAUUCACAACAUACACUGGGACUGUAACUGCUGCUCAUGAAUGGAAUACUCCACCUGAAUUGAUGAAAAUUGUCCCAGGAAGGAAGGACUCUUAUGAAGGCGUGUUUCAUAAUAUUAGCGAAGAUCUUAAAUUUCCAAAUUUUCUCAUAAUCUUUGACAAAAUAAUUUCUUCGUCUGAUCAUGAGGAGUCGAAAAAGAAAAUAAUUUCUAAAGAUUUAACUGAAAAAUUAUCUGAACCGCUACUUGAAAGAGCAAUUGGUGUAAUUUACAAACCGAAUACAGAACGAUGGAGUCAUUAUUUUUCAGCAAAAUUAUCAAAGCAAUUUGAUGCAGUUAUUCAUUUGGAUGUGACAAGAGCUAUUAUGCCGAUUGACAAAUUUAAAGCGUUUAAAGAAGAAGAGAAUGUUCCGG